AUGACACUCCCAGCAGUUCAAAGAGCAGUGGUUGUUGAAGAGAUAGGGGGACCCGAGGUCCUGCAAUAUCGCGAGGACUAUGCCAUCCCUACACCGAUCAAAGGGCAGGUUCUGGUAAAGAAUAACAUUGCUGGGAUCAACUACAUCGACACUUACUUUCGUGUGGGACUCUACGCCUCCCCCAAGCCUGAGGUGCUCGGCCGUGAGGCAGCUGGCACAGUUGUCGCUUUCGGCCCGAAUACCGACACGCAUGGUCUCGCCAUCGGCGAUAGGGUCAUCUGGCUAGGCACCGGUGGCUAUGCUGAGUACUCUGCAGUAUCGGUCGCAAAGACGAUCAAGUUACCUGCUGGUAUCUCCGACGAAGAUGCGACAGCUUCGUUCCUCAGCGGAUUGACAUGUCUUGCAUUCACGCACGAGACAUACGAAGUAAAGGCUGGCGACUGGGUACUACUUCACGCUGCUGCCGGUGGUGUGGGAUACUUGAUGACCCAGGUCCUCAAGAAAGUCGGAGCCAAAGUCAUUGGCACCGCUGGCGGCCCUGAGAAAGUUGCGCUUGUGAAAAGCCUUGGUGCGGAUCAUGUUAUUGAUUAUCGCAGUCCAGAGGGAAAGGAUUGGCCCGCGAUUGUCAAUCAAAUUACCCAUGGCAGAGGAGUCGAUGCGGUUUUUGACUCCGUUGGCAAGGAUACAUGGGAGGGAAGUCUGCAGGUAGUGAAGAGAAAGGGCUCCGUUAUUUGGUUUGGAAAUGCAAGUGGUCCUGUUCCACCACUGCCUCUUGCGCGUCUCUCGCCGAAAUGCAUCAAAGUUGCCCGGCCAACUUUGCUCGGAUAUCUCAACACGCGGGAGGAGUUUGAGUUUUACGCUCAGAAGCUGUUUGAUUUGAUUCUCAAGGAUGACCUCAAAAUCAAUGUUCACGGAAUUUAUCCACUACAUGCAGUAAAGCAAGCCCAUGAGGUAGGACCCAAUUUUGCGCACCAAGAUUUAUCCUUCAAUCUGGCUGGAUCUCCAGGCUAA
This is a messenger RNA of Penicillium paradoxum, 1011 nucleotides long. RefSeq names its product quinone oxidoreductase family protein. The record is from RefSeq and is a predicted model, not a curated record. Lineage: Eukaryota; Fungi; Ascomycota; Eurotiomycetes; Eurotiales; Aspergillaceae. The transcript is spliced from 2 exons. Gene Ontology annotation, cellular component: cytoplasm. The coding region runs from base 1 to 1011 and encodes 336 amino acids. Gene Ontology annotation, biological process: cellular response to oxidative stress. Gene Ontology annotation, molecular function: zinc ion binding; quinone reductase (NADPH) activity.